GAUCAAUUACUGUAGCUACCUCAUUGAUCGCAUUUCCGGAGAAAGUAAAAGUAGGUGUUACCAGAAUGUUUAAGAGGUUGCUGAACAGAAAAGAUGAAAAGGCUUCAUCUCAAGGGGUCUCCAGCCAAAUUGAUGAGGCACAGGGGUUUGUAUGUCCUAUUUGUAUGAUAUCUCUUCAAUCUGCUGAGGGAUUGCAGCAACACUUUGAAGAUGCUCAUGAUGAAAAUAAACAACACCAAGGGGAAGGUUUUUUGUGUCCCAUAUGCAAGAUAUCACUGUCAUCCCCAGAAGAACUUCAGGCUCAUUUUGACUCCAAACAUGAUGAUAAGUCUGUUGCAACUGAAAACAGAGAUGGGGAUGUUCUUGCAAUGAGACAAGAAAUUGAUGAUUUGAAAACAUCAUUAAAGGAAGAGAGAUGGUACACAGGAGAAUUGAAAAAAGAACUUGAAAAGAUUCCGAGCGAAGGAGGCACUAAAGCUAUUCCCUUGUCAAUACAGGAGAGAUCAGAGUUAGAGAUGAUGAGGCUACAACUAAAAGGUUCAGAAGAAAGUCGCACACUGUUGAGUGCUGAAGUUCAUCAUCUUCAAUCCAAAAUAUCAGAGAUAAGCAGUAAGCUGGAAAAUGAAACAAUGGAAAAAGAAAAGCUGCUGAAUAAUUUUGAGAAAUUGAAUUCUGAGUGGAUUGCAAUAAAAGCCAGGUCCAAUGAAUUAGAGGGACAGAGAGGAGCACAUGAAGAUCACAUUUUGACCUUGAAGCAACAAGUAGAACAGAAGGAUGAUAAGAUAAAGAGUUUGGAAAUCCAGUUAAAUCAAAGACCCGGAACUGAGGAUGUUCUUGUUUUGAAGCAGGAGCUGAUUUCUGUGCAAAAGCUGAUGGACAACAUGACCCUAGAAAAAGAAAAUGAAAUGAGAGAAUUGGAAAGAAAAAUGACUGACUUAGAAGAUAAACACAAAAAAGAACUAAAAAAAAUCAGAGAGUUAGAAUAUCAGCUUGAAGGAGCACCCAAUUUGGAGGAAAUUCUAUCAUUAAAGACUACAGUUUCUGAGAAAUCAAAACACAUAGAAAAACUUCUUGCUGAAAUCAAAGAAAAAGACACAAAAAUAAGUUGCAUGGUACAAGAAAACAUAAAGAUGCAGUCUGCCAUGGAAACCCAAAACUCACAGAUAGCAGAUCUUGAACUGCAACUGAGUACAGUGACAAAUCACUACCAAACUGAGUGUACAACCUCCGAUGAAUUAAAGACAAAUCUUCGAGAGAAAAUCCAGCUACUAGAAGAAGAAGCAAGAAGAGCUUCUGUUAAAGAGCAGAGAUUAACAGAAAUGGAAUCCAGACAACAUUUACUAGUUGCCGAAAUUGACAGACUAGGAAUGGAAAGAACUGAUCUUAUUGCCAAGAUUGACGCUGGAGAAGGAACAGAAACAGUAAUUAACCAGUUAAAGCAUGAAAAGACCUUACUACAAAACAAAAUAUCACAACUUGAGCAUUCAUUAGAUGAACAGAAAUCAGACAGUGAACACAAAAUCGAAAAUCUUCAUAGAGAAUUAAAUGAAGUGAAAGGGGAGUUACAAACAACAGGAGAUUUAUUACACAAACAGAAAUCUGCCUUUGAAGAAAAGGCUGAAAAACUGCACACUGUACGGCUGAAACUUCAUCAGCUAGAGAUUGAAUCUCAGUCAAAGAUUGAGCAGCUUACAACAGCUGAAGAAGCUGUGAUAUGCGAGAGAAAUGAAAUACAGAAUCAAUUCAAAAAUAUUGAAAAAAGUUUAGGAGAGAAAUCAACAGAGCUCAGAAAAUUGCAGAAACAGUUGGAACAGAAAAAUAGAGAAGCUGCCAUUGAAAGAGAAAAAAAUGCCACACUGGAAAAAGAGACAAGAAAACAGCAAGAAAAAGAAGCAUCAUCUCAAGAGCGAUUUAAAGCUCUUGAACAAAAACUCAAGGAAAAGAUUUUGGAUUUUGAAAAUAUAACUGCACAAGUAAAAGAUUUAGAGAUACAGAUCCUCAGUGAAAAAAGACACAGCACAGAAGUGAAGGAAAGAAUGGCUGACUUGGAGCAGGAAAAGAAUUCUAAAUAUGAAGAAGCAAUCUUGGUAAAAGAAAGAAACCAUGCCUUGGAAAAAGCUAUUGAAGAACAAAGGGAGAAAGGAACUAUGAUGACGCAGCACAUAGAGCUUCUGGAACAUCAACUCAAGCAAAAGGCAUUGGAAUUUGAGAAAAUAUCUACUGAAGCAAAGGACUUAUGGGAACAGGUUACUAAUCUAAAAAAGUAUAACAGCGAGAUGAAGCAAAAAACAGCUGAACAGGAAUUACAACUCAAUUCUCUGUCAAGUUUGGUUACAACUAAAAAGGAACUGGAAAACGUCAUUGAAAAAACUAAAUGUGAACUUACAGUUGUGAGAGAAAAUUUAGCACAACAGGAGGAGAUAAACGAGCUGAAGACCAAGGAGUUGCAGUCAUUGAUUCAGGAAAAAGUACUUGAGUCGGAAAAGCUGCUAAAGGCAAAACUGGAGCUUCAAGAAAAGUUUGAUGCUACUCUAUUGGAAGUGGAUGGUCUACGUUCUGAGAAAGCAGAACUUAUCAUCAAGAAUGAAGAAAUGCAGAGGACUUUAGCUAACUCUAAAGAGAAAGAAACAGAGCUCAACCGGUCUUUUGAUGAACUUAGAGAGAUUCGAAAUGAGAUGAACACCCAAAUGAUUCAGCUAGACAAGGAUAUGAGUGAAUACAAAGAAAAAUCUGAAAAAUAUCAGAAAGAGAAGGAAUGUUUGGAAAUUGAAGUUGAAGUGCUGAGAAAAAAAAUUGAAGAAGAUAAAUCCACAAAAGAUUCAUACGAAAAAGAAGUAGAAAAUCUUAAUGCUACUCUUCUCAAAGAAAGAUUAGAAAGAGAACAAGAAUUUCAAAGCCUUGAAGAAGCAAAAGAACUUUUAAUUAACCAAAAGAUAAAAUUAGCCAGCCAGCUGGAGGAAUUAAACGUACAAUUUCAACAGGUAAAGCAGGAAAAUUCAGAGGAUACAAAGGCUUUGAAGAGUUUGCAGCAAUCUUUAAAGGAGGAAAAUUCAAAGUUACAGACAAAAUUGAUGAGCACAAACGAGGAAUUGGAAAAUUUGAAAAGACAAACAGAUGAAGAAAAAGCAAAGUUUGAAGUAGAGUUGUCAGUUCUCAAUGAGAACUUAACCACUAUAAGAGGAGAUCUUGUUUCAAAUCUUGCAGCUUUGGAGGAGGCUAACAAACUCAACGACCAAUUAAUGGGGGGAAAACUUGAAAUGGAGGCUAAAUUGGAAAACAACAACGAUGAAAGGAGAAUAUUACUUGAAAGGUGCUUAACAAGUGAGGAAAAAUGUGAGAACCUAAGACAAGAAUCAAUAGACUUAAGAAGAAAGUUGGACGAUACACAGGCAGCUUUACAAGAGUUGGGAAGGGAGAACCAGUCAUUACAGAUCACCACUACUAAGGUGAGCAGUAGAAAAUGGGCAGAUGAUAACGAAGUCAAAGAGUGCAUGGGCUGCAACAAAAGUUUCUCUGUAACGGUUAGAAAACACCACUGUAGAAACUGUGGCAAUAUUUUCUGCAAUGACUGUUCAUCAAAAGAAGCCAGAUUGGCUUUAGCUAAGAAGCCAGUCAGAGUAUGUGAUAACUGUUUAAGGGACAUCACUCGAAAAAAAUAAGGCAAAGCUAUUCGGAUUAUGACUGACAAACCAUCAUUUGCUGUUAUUCAUCAUAUAUUAUUCGAUAUUGAACCUGAAAUCACCAAAUAUUAUGCCUAAGACAAGAACGGACUCCUACUUAAUGAUGGAUUACUAUUUAAUGAAUGUAUUAUUCGAUAACAUAAUUGUUGAUUGUUUUCUUCAAACCACUAUGUUUACAUAUUAUAAGGAUCUACAAAUGGUCGCAUAAAAUCUUUCAUUUGUAUGAACACAGGUGCAUUGUUAAAAAUACAUGCUAAAUAUAUGUUGAAUUCUUAUUUAAAACUUUUUGUUAUUUAGAUUUUAACUUGGUGCUCUCUGAAUUCUUAAUUUAUAUGGAACAUCAUAUUAUGUUGCGUAGUUAUAGUGAACACAGAGUAAAUCUUUUAAGAUGUUCUUCUUAAAAAGUAAUCUGUCAGGAAAUUAAAGCUGAAACUUAGUGGAAACGUCCUCAAGUAGUGUAGAUUCACAGUUGUGAAAAUCAUGACCCCUGGGGAUAGGGUAGGGUCAUAAUAGGGAGUCGAUUUUUUUUUACAUAGGAAUAUAUAGAGUAAAGCGUUAAAAAUCUUCUCAGAAAUAAUUAGCCACGAAAGCUGAAAGUUACGUGGAUGAAUUCUCAGCUAGCAAGUGUAGAUUCAAAGUAAUGGAAAUCAUGACUCCCGGGAGUAGGGUUGGGCAUCUCUGGGGGUUGAACUUUUACUUAGGAAUAUAAAGUUGUUUUUUUUUAAUCUUCUCAAAUAUUAAUCACCCAGGAAAGCUGAAACAUGUGUGAAAGCAUCAUCGGGUAAGGUCGAAUUAAGUUUGUUCAAAUUAUUAUUCCCGGAGGAGGAUUGGGCCACAAUGGCAGGAAUGGGGUAGUUGAAUCAAAGUACUGAAAUACUGGCGGGAGUUGAUUUUAUUGAUUAUUAUUAAUUUUAGAAUUUAUAGCGAUAUGUUUUUUUGCAUGGCAAGUAUAGUUUUUCAUUUGUAUUUGAAUCACGCACGUUUUUAUAUGAAUUCUCGAACUUUUCCGACAAGAAUUUUGAGAAAACCCAUAUGAAUCAUGUUGUGUAAUAUUGAAAGAUAGAAUUAAUUCCGUCAAACUAUGUAUCAGUAAUCGAAAUAUGUCUAAAAAAUUGUACACAUGUCUGGAUCCAAGCAAUAUUGAACUCUAGUCUCGUACAACCAGCAGCAGAUGCUCAACUGGCUCCGUUAGUCUCCGACUACUAAGAGAAACUCUCUGCUUGUCGGAGAUCUACGGACUCAGCCGAGCUUCUGGUUGAACGAGACAUAUUUUGAACUCUGACGUAGAUAUACAUAUGACCACAAAAAAUAGAUCAAAAUUGUUCGUGAAAACAUGACGAUCUAUUUUAAAGGUAUGUAAAUCAAUGGUUCAGCAUACAUUUAACAGAAUUUAUCUAUUAAUUUCAAGAUUUAAGUCUUCUCAGCGGUGAUGAUUUGUGCUUAGGUCAAAACACUGUUUCUCUUAACAAAUAAGGUUUUGGAUAUAUAUGGAAAUGUAAAGAACAAUUUAAUGCACAUGUAUUCCUACUCGAAGUGAGGCAGAGGUUGACCGACAUGUCUAUACAACAAGGUCAUGGCUACUUUGAAAAUUCCCCCAAAUGUAUAAUUUAUAAGCACUUAUGUAAUAAUUUUGAAGUACAAGAAUAUUUAACAAAACCAAUACUAACUGUAUAUGUAAAAUCUAUAAGUAAAUACCGUUUAUCCUCUCAUCAACUCAAGAUUGAGCGUGGCAGAUUUUAUAAUAUCCAUAGAAAUGAGAGAGUUUGUAAACUAUGUUCACUAUCACAGAUUGAAGAUGAGUUUCAUUUUAUUCUGUCCAUUUUAUAAAGAAAUAAGAAAGUUGUAUGUAAAAAAAUAUUAUUAUGAAAAGCCUUCUGUCUAUAAACUUGUCUAUAAACUUAUUCAAUUACUUUCAACAAAGAAUAUCAAAGAGUUGAGCAAUUUGGAAAAAUACCUAUAUAAAUGUUCAAAAUGACGAUAAAAUUAUAAAUACUGUUUUUGUUUUGAGAAUAUACUCUUCAUAAUCCUUUUUGGGAGUUGAUUUUAAUCAACUCUCCUAUGCAGUUACUCUGGCAAACCGAAACUGAAACAGUGUUUGGGCCUAAGCACAAAUCAACACCGCUGACAAGAGUUAGUUCUUGAAAAUAAUCGAUAAAUUCGAUGUAAUGUACGUUGAAGCAUUUUUUUAAAAGGAAACCUAUUUAUAAAGAAAUAGUUGGAUUUUAAAUAGUACGAACAAUUUAGAAGUUUUUUGCAGUCGUAUGUAUUCCUACGCCAGAGCUCAAAUAUAGUCUCGUUCGACCAGACGCUCGGCUGUCUCCGUACAUCUCCGGCAAGCAGAGUAAGUCUAUAUUUAGAGAUCGCAUCAUCAAGCUAUCACGUGACCUGGUAUCUCUUACUUGUCGGAUAUUAACGGAGACAGCCGAACAUCUGGUUGAACGAGACUAGAGUUCAUUAUUGGUUGGAUCCAUACACUUUUUGAAAUAUUUUGAAUACUGAUACAUAGAUUGAUGAAAUCAAUUCUAUUUUUAAAUAUUACACAACAUGAUUUAUAAGAGAUUUUCUCGAAAUUCUUGUCGGAAAAGUCAGAGAAUCCAUACUAUAAAAAUGUGCGUAAUUCAAAUAGAGAUUAUAAACUACUUGCCAAGCAAAAUAACAUAUCGUUGAUUUUAAGAUAAAUAAUAAUCGAUAAAAUCAACUCCAGUCAGUACUUCAGUACUUUGAUUACUUUUGUCACGUACAUUUCGCAGAUUGCUAUGCGCACACGAAGUAUAAUACAAGAUUAUGAUGGUCUUUCUUUUUUUUUUUUCUUUUUUUUUUUUUUAAUGUUUACAUAUGUUUGUUCACUUUACUUAUGUAUAUAUGUCAUACCUAUGAAUCGUAUGGUUCUUGGUAAUAAACAGUACAAUCUUCCGGUGUGCUAGAGUAACUGCAUAGGAUAGUUUAUCAAAAUCAAGUCUCAAAAAAAGUAUUUGUAAUUGAGUGUAAUUAAUUCCAUUUUUCAAAGUAAUUGGAAGUAAUUUGUAAUUGACUUUGAUUUGACACCCCCAAUUUAAAGUAAUUAAAUGUUUUUAAAUACACUCCAAAAAUGUUCAUGUAUUUCAAUUAGGUGUGUUCCCGUUUUGCACACAUUUGAUAAUUAGGUAUAGAACAAUAGGUGUGAUUUGUGUUGUGAUAGCAAUUAUAGUCUGCUUUCGAUCCUUGAUUUACCUGGACUUUUACCCGUGUUUUGUUGUGUUUGGGGUCUAAUAACUAUCACCAUUUUUUUAUUUGAUAAAAUAAAGAUAAUGAUAUUUUCUGCUCACUGAUAAGAAACAUUUGACUUUCACAUUCCAUUUCCCAUGAAACUAAAUUGAUUGAGGAAAAAUUGCAGGUCCGAAGCCAAUUGGAAGCUGAUUCAAUGGAUAAUUAUAUGAUGAAGGGGAAAACUACAUGUACAGUUAUAUGAUGUAAAACGCAUGUUUAUAUUUGGUUGUUUGGUAUAAAUAGAAAGAAUAUUAUGAAAGGAAACCGAUCUUUAUCACAACAUUUUUCAAUCUUUGAAGUAGCGACUUUGACAAUAGUUCUAAUGACAUCACCGCUUUAAUACAUUGCAGGUCACUUUCUGGUUUUUUUUCUAAUUAUUAGCUAAAUACAUGAAGCAUAAAAAAUUCUGACAAAAAUAAUAAUUUUAAUAUUGAUUCGAUAUACCUCAAACAGAAGAAGGUUAAAAAUGCAUGAAUAAGGUCUACAUUUGAUAGGUUUAGUGAACAAAUCUUUACAGUUUUUUAAGCAUACAUUAUAAAAUUGCCGAUUUAUCUUCAUAUCAUCAUACAGUUUGUCUAUUUUCUUUGAUUAUUCAAGCCACAGUUUAAUGAAAAAUGUUUCUCUUCAAACUUGUAUUAUGUACAUGUACUUCAUAUAGACAGUAAGUUUAACAAAAGCACUACAUAUACAACAUUUUUGCAAUAAUCUUUCUUGUUUAAAGAAAUUAAUGAAGUUGGUUAUGACCAUAUUGAUGUUUGAAAUUAGAUUCAAGAACAUGGAUGUCAAUUAUUAUGUAAAUGUGAUUUUAUGCAAGUUAUAUUGUAACAUGAAAUAAAUGUAAAUAUCCAUUGUGAGUAUAAUAUGAAAACCCGAAUAUUAUAAAAUUUAACGAGCUCAUGAAUACUUUGAAUGUAGAAAAACUAAAUAACUUGUCAAGAUUUAUUAAGAAAAUUUUCAAAGUCUAUUCUUCCAGAAACCAACAUCAACAACCAUUUUUAUCAUUAUUACUCCUAAUGUACAUGUGAUCCUUGACAGUUUUUGUGUACAUAUGUAUAUACUGAUUUUGAACCUCAAAUACCAGUGAACUGGUCUUGAGUGAAUAAAGAAUUGAAAAAUUGAAUAGAA
This is a messenger RNA of Magallana angulata, 8051 nucleotides long. Its product is annotated as early endosome antigen 1-like. The transcript has 35 exons. Gene Ontology annotation, molecular function: 1-phosphatidylinositol binding; metal ion binding. Gene Ontology annotation, biological process: endocytosis. Bases 66 to 3659 code for a protein of 1197 amino acids. The record is from RefSeq and is a predicted model, not a curated record. Lineage: Eukaryota; Metazoa; Mollusca; Bivalvia; Ostreida; Ostreidae. Gene Ontology annotation, cellular component: early endosome.